AUGUCUACAUCCAGAAAAACCGUUCCUGGAGGAAAGUCCGUGCCGAAUGCCGCUGGAACCUCGAAUGGAAGUGUUUCUUCCAACGGCCAUGGUAAAAAUGGUACUUCUGAAUUAGACUAUGAAAGGGAAUCCCAGCAUAGGUUGCGACCACAAGACAACUACUCCACCAUCGCAGCCUGCUCCCACCUCAAGUCCGUGUUAGAAUCAUCAGCCCGAGAGACGGCCCUCAUCACAUACAGACAAGCUGUCAACAUCUCUCGGCCAAUCGAUAAUGACCUUAUCUACACCGCGAAGAAGGAUGGCUCUGUAGUGUCGCACCAUCGUUUGUUAGUACGAAAAUCCUCAUCCUUGCGGUGCACAGACUGUUCGCUCAACAACUUCCACCACAAUUUUACCUGUUUGCAGUGCCCGCAUGUGGGCUGUUUCAAUGACGUCCACAACCAUGCUUACACCCACUAUAAGCUCACCCAACAUGUCUUCGCUAUCGACAGCCACUCGGGCUUGCUUUACUGUUUUCCGUGCGGAACCUAUGUCAACCAUCCUGCUCUAGAUAAAGUCAGACAGGAGGUGUUGUUGAGUGCUACAGACUACAGCGAUCUAAUUAAAAGCGAGGUAGAUGAAGAAUUUGAUUAUAGUGAUGUAGAUGCUCACUACUCAGACCCCAGCCGCUUGGGCGUAGACGGGUUGAAGGGCUUUGUCAACUUGGGUGCCACUUGUUUCAUGAGUUCCAUCCUCCAGACCUUCAUCCACAACCCCAUCAUCAAAAACCAUUUUUUUAACAACGACUUGCAUUACUUCAACUGCGAAAAGAGCAUGGCACAGGGUUCGACUCUCGACGAAAAUAACGCAUGCAUAACAUGUAGCAUCGAUAACAUAUUUCAGCUCUUCUACACCUCUAACAGCAUUGAAGGCUUUGGAAUGACGAACCUCUUGACCACAGCGUGGUACAAGAAAAAGUCGUUGGCCGGAUUCCAAGAACAAGAUGCCCACGAGUUCUGGCAGUUUAUCUUGAACGAGUUCCACUCAGACUACGAAAGGAUCAGAUCCAACACUGGUUUAAGUCCAAUGUCAACUUCAGACUGCAAUUGCAUUACACACUCUACAUUCUCAGGAGAACUACAAAGCUCUAUAAGAUGCCUCUCGUGCGAAUCUGUGACCAAGACUAUCGACCCGAUGGUAGACUUGUCGCUCGAAAUCAAUCACUUGAAGCUGAACCAUCCUGGAAGCCAGAUAGAUUUGUACGACUGCCUCGACCUCUUCACCAGCGAUGAGAAGUUAGAUGUUAUGUACACCUGUCAAUCGUGUGGUGACAAGACCAAGGCUAUCAAGUCGUUGAGUGUCAAGUCGCUUCCGCCUGUUCUAUCCAUCCAGUUGAAGCGAUUCAAGCAUAAUUCGUUGAACGACACUUCGUCCAAAAUCGAAACUCCUAUAAAGAUUCCUCUCUAUUUAAACAUGACUAGGUAUUCUAUAGGUCAUGAUCCCCACGAUUCAGAGCAAAUUGAUGAAGACAAAAUCUUCGAGCUCUUCGCCUUGGUGUGCCACAUCGGCUCGGUGAAUACGGGCCACUACAUAGUACUCACCAAAGAUGGCAAUGGCCAGUGGUUCAAAUUCGAUGACAGCGUUGUCUCGAUGGUUUCGCAAGAGGAGGUAACCAAUACAAACGCAUACUUGGUGUUCUACAUCACCCACAAGAUCUAG
Molecule: messenger RNA, 1698 nt
Organism: Scheffersomyces stipitis CBS 6054
Lineage: Eukaryota; Fungi; Ascomycota; Pichiomycetes; Serinales; Debaryomycetaceae
Product: ubiquitin-specific protease
Exons: 1
Coding region: 1-1698 (565 amino acids)
Biological process (GO): protein deubiquitination
Molecular function (GO): zinc ion binding; cysteine-type deubiquitinase activity
Source: RefSeq, a predicted model, not a curated record